Anneissia japonica is the source of this 1191-nucleotide messenger RNA. RefSeq names its product MOB kinase activator 3B-like. The transcript has 7 exons. The coding region runs from base 125 to 766 and encodes 213 amino acids. Gene Ontology annotation, molecular function: protein kinase activator activity. Gene Ontology annotation, cellular component: nucleus; cytoplasm. The record is from RefSeq and is a predicted model, not a curated record. Lineage: Eukaryota; Metazoa; Echinodermata; Crinoidea; Comatulida; Comatulidae. Gene Ontology annotation, biological process: positive regulation of protein phosphorylation; signal transduction.
AUAGCGCCCUCAACGUUUGCUUCUACCAAAAAAAACAAGCGUAGGGGAAGUUUGCCGAACCUGUAGAAAAUUUGUGAGCGAAGAAAGAAGUACAAAAUAUACUUUAUAUACAAGAGGUUAAAUCAUGGAUUUCGGUAAAUUUUUCUCAAAAGAGAAAACUUUCAGGCCGAAGAAAAAGUUUCAGCAAGGGACUAUGCGAUAUGAGCUUCACAAAAAAGCAGAGGCUUCACUCAACUCGGGCCUAGAUUUAAAGAGCUGUGUUUCUUUACCUGCAGAGGAGGACUUUAAUGAUUGGAUGGCAGUACAUGUUGUUGAUUUCUUUAAUCGUAUUAAUCUGAUCUACGGGACAAUAUGCGACUACUGCACAGAUGAAUCAUGUCCUAUUAUGUCAGGAGGCCCCAAGUAUGAAUACAUGUGGUGCGAUGGCAAUAAAUAUAAGAAACCAACCAAAUUACCAGCCAACAAAUACAUAGCAAAUCUGAUGGACUGGAUCGAGACUAUCAUCAAUGAUGAGAGUGUGUUCCCAGUUAGUCAAGGUAAGCAAGCUCCUAAAUCAUUUUGUGACUCAGCCAACAGCAUAAACUUAACUAUUGGAUUAUUACAAUGGUUCUAUAGAAUGUAUAAUAAUGUGUAUGUUUGUUCACUACAGGAAGCACAUAUCAACACAUGUUACAAGCACUACUACUACUUCAUCGUGGAGUUCAAAUUGGUUGACAGGAAGGAACUCGAGCCAUUGAAGGAUCUUACUGAACGUAUCUGUCACUGAGGAAGCUCCAAUCAGGAAUUUCCACCUCUCCGGGAUUGUCACCGUCAUCUUAAUAAGUGUGCUGAUCUGAAUCCAAGGAAUGAGGGCCGUACCUCAGGGAAUCGGUCUAAGCCACGAAAGGGGUUCUUGUAUCUUGAUGUGCCACAUGACAUGGUGGCAUCAAAUAAGGGAACAUAGCUGUUUAUUUUGGGACACAGUUUUUUCUAAGGAUUAGUGCAUGGUGACGAGCAAGUGGAUAAGCUAAGUAAUGGUUUUAAAGAAGUGACAAUUGAAAAAACUUUUGUAUUGUGAAUUAAUGCCGUAGUUCCUUGGAUUUAAUCUCACCCCCUUGAACUUGAAACUAGGUUGACUUUUGGGUGGUGUAGAGAGCCUACAACCUUAGCUAGGCUAAACGUUCUAGUAGGCCCACAUACAAUAGGGAGGAA